GAAGUCAAAUCCCAUGUGGGCAGAAGCUUCCAUUAGCACUUGCAUUUUUCAAAUGUUUCAUUUUGACUAAUCCCUUUGCGUUUUAGAUCUGCCUUUGCAUUUCAAACUUCAACUUAUAUAUGUGGCUCUAUCGUCCAUCCAAAUCAAACCAAACCAAACCACACUAAAAAAUCCUUAGCAAUCUGAAAACCCAAAACAAUGUUGAGCCCUUUCAGCUGUGGCUUUUUCCACCCAGAAACAUCUGAUGAGUUCGACGAACCCAUCAUCACAAAUAGUCCUUGUUCGACUCCAAGAAGAUCAUCGGGCAGACGAAGUGGUGGUCUCAUUCAUAGAAUCCAUAACCACAACAAGGACAGCAAGAACCCGUAUUCGACUCGAGGCCUCGAUAAGUUCUCUGCCCUCAUGGCCGAUCUUGAAGAGAAACGCCAGCAGAUUUAUGCUCAAACCGGCUCUCAGGACGAUACCUUCGUUCGAUUUGUGUACAAGGACUCAAACGACAGCUCUCCUGUUCCAAUUGUGCUGAAGUUGAAGGACAAGAAGCAACAAGAGCAGAAAACCAAGCCUCCUCAUCAUCAUCAUGAAGAAAAGCAUGCAGAAGCGUUAGAUAAAUUGACCGUUAAGCCCUCAGUAGCGCCCGCCAAAGAAGUACUACCCGAGCAACAACCUAAGACCAAUACUAUUAAGAACAACAUGUUUGACUUCUUGCGGAACAUCAACUUCAGGCGACCGUCGUUUUAUCUUCCGGUGGUUGUGGUGUUGAUUUUGGUGUUGCUGGCCGUGUUUGGGCGGUCGGUGGCGAUUUUGUGUACCUCUAUCGGUUGGUAUGCAAUUCCAACACUGAAAGAAAAGAGCUUGAAUACUACAAGAAGAUCAAGAAAAGCUUCGAAGCCAAAAGAACAUGUGAAAAGGUCGAGUGAGAAUAAGACGGUGAUUGGUACUAGUGAAGGAUUGUCUUCUCCGAAAAGUGACAACAAUACCACGCCCCGAUCCCGGCAACAUGGUCACCGGAAAAGUUGGUAAUGAUGAUGCUAUUGACUUGUGAUCGACUUAGCUAGAUUUGUUUGUUCUUUCGUUUCUUAGUUCUUUUCCCUUUUUUUUCUUGGGUCAAGAUUUUGCAGCUGUGCGCAUGUACAAAUUUUUGUGUUACAAGUUCUGACUUGCAAUCUGUCUUCCAAAUGUUUGUAAAUGUAAAUUACGAGUAAUAUUAUGUUUGUAAAUGUAAAUUACGAGUAAUAUUGGUUUAGACUAAGGAUUGGUCCCUA
Molecule: messenger RNA, 1262 nt
Organism: Rosa chinensis
Lineage: Eukaryota; Viridiplantae; Streptophyta; Magnoliopsida; Rosales; Rosaceae
Exons: 1
Coding region: 199-1020 (273 amino acids)
Source: RefSeq, a predicted model, not a curated record